GUGCCUCUUCUGGCUCGAGCUACCUAUGAUUCUGCCGAUGUCGGUUACUCGUCUAUGAUAUACGGAUUCCAUCAGGACCCACAGGGCAACGGCAGAUACCACAACAAGAAUGGGGACUACUUCUUCUUUUCGCAGCCACGUGCUGUCGACAAGAUCAAGGUGGCUCACGAGCAUGGGCUCCAUGGUAUUUCGUUGCAACAAUCACUACCAGACCAAGCACGGGCUGAUCUCUUUCCGUGGGAUAACAAUUCUCUUUUCCAUGCGCUUGUCGAAAACAUGUAG
This is a messenger RNA of Perkinsus marinus ATCC 50983, 282 nucleotides long. RefSeq lists its product as hypothetical. The record is from RefSeq and is a predicted model, not a curated record. The annotation marks the transcript as partial. Lineage: Eukaryota; Perkinsozoa; Perkinsida; Perkinsidae. The transcript has a single exon.